This is a messenger RNA of Episyrphus balteatus (marmalade hoverfly), 5611 nucleotides long. Its product is annotated as hemicentin-1. The record is from RefSeq and is a predicted model, not a curated record. The coding region runs from base 2115 to 5540 and encodes 1141 amino acids. Gene Ontology annotation, molecular function: protein binding. The transcript has 19 exons. NCBI's taxonomy places the organism in Eukaryota, Metazoa, Arthropoda, Insecta, Diptera, Syrphidae.
UCGUUCGUCGUCCUGCGUUCGUACAUACUAUACACCUCUUCUACUCUACACCUAAACCUAGUAGAGAAUAGUCGUUGUCGACAUCGUCGUCGUAUAGUCAUCGUUGUCGUCGUAGUCGUCGUUCUCGUGGUCGUGGUCGUCAUUAUCACCAUUUAAGCUGCCACUGCCAGUGCCAGCCAGCCAGCAAGCCAUCCCCAUGUUUGUGUGUUCCAUGUUCCUAUUCCUAUGCCAUUUCGCCAGCAGUAAACUCUUGUAUCAGAAUCUGAGUGUACCAUAAAAAUCUUUUAGUGAGAGUUUGCGAUCCCGCGGGUACGGUCGAAACUUUCGGAUUUACAAAAAAACUAAAAAAAAAAUAAUAUUUUUUCUGUCAUCUUUUAAUUCGGGAAUAAAAAUUUUUAAUACUUUUAAAAAAAUUAAGACGGUUUUCAAAAAAAAUAAAAAAAAAAUUAAAAAAAGUGAAAAAAAAAAACAUUUCAAAAUUAAAUAAAAAAAAAAAAAAAUAGGAUAACCUUCUUAAACUUUACCCCCUUUUUUUUCUUGGGGUGAAAGGAUGAAAUCAUUGCAUCAAAUUUGACACAAAUGCAACAAAAAUUGUAAUAGUUUAUAAUGCCGCGGUACUCUUUCGGGAGGCAGUACGAACAAAAAAAAAACAACAAAUUUCAAAACCUACAACUUGUAUGCAAUAAAAGAUUUGUAUAAUAUGUAAAUGGGAUUGCGGUUUGACGAAAAUGUUGUUGAACUACUAGACCGGAUGUAAUAUAUAUUGAAAUAUAUUCGUGCCACACAGUUUGUACACAUCUGCUACAAAUUUAAGCUCAUACAAACUACUACAAACGAAUACAAUAAUAACAAUCAUCAACUUGCUGAAAAGUAAAUUUGCUUGCGGUUAUAUUUGCUUUUGUGCCUACAUAAGUUAUUGGCUUUUUUGAGGGGGAUGCAAGACUAUACUAUACAACUGUUUUGUGUAUUUAAUAGUCGUCCAUUUUACCUACCUUACCCCUAACCUCAAAAAAAAAAAAAAACAUAUAUAAAUUAGUAUGAAAAUUGAAAACCUUCAAGAAUACCUCAAGAAACUUUUGGUAUCGUUUUUUUGCUUUGUUGUUGUUGUUGUGAAUGAAUAAAUCAGUGGUGUUGGAAGGGAGUAAAAGAAGAAGAAGAAAUAAAACGGAAACAAAUCGCAAUGUCAGAAACACAAAUUCAGGAUGAUUUGUAAAAUGUAACCUCUCAAAUAAACAAUCUCUAUUGCUUUUCGGUUUUUCGGUUGGUUUUUGUUUGUGGUCCUUGCCUCUUCUUCGUCGUCUGUUGGUCGUAUUUCUUUUGUUUUUUUUCGUUCGUUCGCUACCUACUACUAUUAAUACCUUCUUCUACUAGUCUGCUAUAUUAUAUACAAUUUCGUCAAACUCACUUUUCGUCGUCGUCAACUUUAUCGUCGUCGUCUUCGUCGGUUAUUAGUUGGUCUUUUUCCGAAAAAAAAAAAAAAAAACAACAACCUCGAUUACCAAAUUCACUGAUAUUUCUUCCGCUGUUGCUUCUUUCGAACAAAAUCAAAAAGAAAAAAAAAAAAAAAUGUUAAGAAUUUCUCGGUUUUCUACCAAAUUCUAUCCCCUCUCUCUAACGGUUAUUCACUACUAAAAUUAUACUCACGCACAAUUAUGGUGGUAGUCAGGGUGGUUGUUAUGAUGAUGGCCUUUAUUGGGGGUGGAAAUAUCAUUAUCAACAUCUUCUAGAAGAGUAUAAAUGCGUGUGGUGUGCAACUGACGUCAAUUACCAUUGAUUGUAAUUGCUGGCCAAUUUGUUAGAAGUGAAGUGCUAUAUUACCGAAGAUUUUUUUUUUCCUUCCUUCCUUCUUCUUUUAUUCGUUUUAUUUUUUUUUUUGUUCUUUUGUCCAAUUUUUUGUUGUUAUUAUUGUGUGAAGAUGCAAUAUAGUAUAAAGAAAAAAAGUUAAAUAAAGAAAAAAAGUGUCAAAGUAAUUAAGAUAGCCGAAGAAGUGUUACAAAAAUAAUUGGAAUUUAUUGGAAAGAAAUUACUACAAAGAAAGAGAGAAAAAAUAAAGAGAGAGAGUGGGGGAAAGAGGGAGAAAAAACAAAGUGCAGAAAAAAAAAGAUUGAUUAACCAUGGAUAUACAAUUGAUUUUUAUUUUGUUUUUAAUUUUAUUUGUUGGAGAUUUGGAUUCGACAAGGAUUCGAGGCAGUCCAUCGGCCGCUUUGACAAGGAACAUUGAAGAAGAAAAUGGACCACUUGUCCUUUCCGAAGCCAUACAAGGUUCAGUGGGUCGGUUGCCGUGCAAUGUAACACCACCGGUGCCUGAAGAUAGAGUAGCUUUAGUAAUUUGGUACAAAGUGGGAUCAAAGACUCCAAUAUACAGUGUCGAUACAAGAGAUUCAAACUUUUCGCAAGGAAAACAUUGGUCAGAUGAUGCAUAUGGUGAACGUUUGUCGUUUGCAAUUUCUGGAAGAUCUGCAACUCUUAAAAUUAAGGGCACAAGGCAGGAGGACACUGGAGAGUAUCGUUGCAGAGUGGAUUUUCAAAAGAGCCCUACAAGGAAUUCUAAAGUCAACUUGACUGUAAUCACACCUCCCGAAAAUUUAGUUAUCCUAGACAGUAAAGGAAGUCACAUACCACAUUAUAUACUAGGACCUUACAACGAAGGAGCUUCGGUUAAUAUCACAUGUGUCGCAACAGGAGGACGACCACAACCAAAGGUUACCUGGUGGCAUGAAAAUACUCUACUUGAUGACACUUCACACCCAUUGUCAGAUCGGCGAGUUGCCAAUGUUCUGUCACUGGGAAAGCUAAAAAGGAAAAAUCUCAACAUGCAACUGACAUGCCAGACAUCGAACAAUAAUUUAACAACGCCAAUUAGUAGCACUGUCACUCUUGAUAUGAAUUUACGUCCACUUGUUGUGAAACUACAGGGAGAAAAUCGACCCCUUUCAGCCGAUAACAUAUAUCAGCUGAGUUGUGUUGUCGUCGGUUCACGCCCAGCCCCAACAAUAACCUGGUGGAAAGGAAGUACACCAAUGAAGAAUACCCAUGAAAUUUCGAAUCCGGAUGGAAAUAUGACAACGUCAAUAUUGACUUUCACACCGACAAUCGACGAUAGAGGAAAGUUUCUCUCUUGCCGUGCUGAACAAUCGAUGAUACCUGAAUCGGGAAUGGAAGAUGGAUGGAAAUUGGAUAUAUAUCAUAUCCCAGUAGUUACACUUGAACUUGGUACAAAUAGUAUGAACUCAUCAUUUCGAGAAGGUAUUGAUGUAUUUUUUGAAUGCAAUAUCAAAUCAAAUCCAUGGGUUUACAAAGUUAGUUGGAGACAUAAUGGUAACUCAUUAGAAAAUAAUUUAAGUGAAGGAAUAAUUGUUGCAAAUCAGAGUUUGGUCUUGCAAAAUGUUAGUCGUGCUAGAAGUGGUAUUUAUACGUGCGUUGGAAUCAAUCGUGAAGGUGAUGGUGAAAGCAAUCCUGUUCAAUUAGAUAUAAGAUUUGCUCCUGUUUGUCGACCAGGACAAAGAACAAUGUAUAGCUCAGGGCGACAUGAGACUGUUAAAGUAGCUUGUGAAGUCGAAGCAAAUCCAUCUGAAGUAUUAUUCAGUUGGAAAUUUAAUGCUACCGCUACCGAAAGUAUAGACAUUCCUGCGUCUUUGGUUGCAAUUGAACGUGGCAGGAGUGUUGCACAUUAUACACCAAUGACAGAAAAUGAUUACGGAACACUGUUAUGCUGGUCGAGCAACGAAAUCGGUGACCAAAGUGAACCAUGUGUUUACACGAUAUCUCCAGCAGGUGAACCAGAUCCACUUAUAAACUGUACAUUGCUAAAUCAAACAUCGACAGGAUUUCAAAUUGAAUGUUUGGAAGGAUUCGAUGGUGGUUUGCAACAGGAUUUCAUUAUGGAAGUUUAUGUUAAUGGAACCACACGUCAUCCAAGGAUAUAUAAAUCAAAGACACCAUUCUUUGAAGUGAGAGGCCUUGUCCCUGGAGCCGGAUACAAUGUAUUUUUGGUAGCACACAAUAGCAAAGGCCGUAGCAAUGCAACAAUUCUACAAGUUUAUACACUCAAAGAUCCUGAAAAGCAGACAGUUGUAAUUACAUUCAAAAAGAUACCCAAAGACAAUGCCGGUGAUGAAAACAAUGACAAAAAUCUAUCUCUAGCAUACGCACCCGUCAUCGAGGACAUCCGACCAUUUCUCGGCAUCUUGCUCGGCAUUGUGGGUAGCAUAUUCUUGGUAGCACUGAUAAUUGUCAUUAUUGUUCGAAUGCGAGGAUCAUCCGGACGUGAUAGAAACAAUUACUCACAUCAAGUUAGUCGGGCUGGCAAUCUGCACAAUGGUCCCUCAAUUCAGGAUAUUCGUAUUGGCCGGGAGACUUGCCAGACGAGUAGUGUCGAUAGUAUUGACAAGAAUCCGGACAUAAUACCACAAGAUGGUCGAGAUGACGAGGAUGAAUGGACAACAACGAAGGGACACAGUCGAGCGUAUGCUACAGCAGCUUUAGCCGAACAAAAUGCCAUAAUUACCUCGUCCACGUACGAUCGAAUACCGACGUAUGCGGUGAUUGACAAGAAGACAGCUCAGAAUCAUAUUCAGCAACAAUUGCAACAGCAGCAUCAACAGCAGCAGCAGCAGCAGCAACUUCAGCAGGCUACCCAGCAGCAGCAUCUUCACCAUCAUCAUGGUACGCCACAGUAUAUAACAACAUAUAAUACCCUGAUACCGGUGAGCAAGAUGGGAUAUGCCACUCAGCAGCAGCAACAGCAACAGCAACAGCAGCAGCAGCAUGCGAAUCAGCUGCAGCAACACCAGCAGCAAGUGAAUAAGACUGAUUUAACAUACGCUGAGUUAGCUGCUACUGGAGCUCAACGAAUACCAUAUUGCAGUGCAACAUUAGGCCGACCAAGACAAUCUGAUAUAAAACGAGCAGAGCCGAAUAUUUAUUCUCAGAUUGACCUGGCGCACCAUCCAAUGUAUUCGACUAGUCCGAUGUUCGGGACGAACACCAUCACCGGUGUAACCAUGUCACAUCCAUCGCAAUUGGCCACAUUCUCAACGCCAACACCAAUAUUCGCAUCUCACAAAAAUGGGAUUGGUAUGAAUCCUGGCAAAGUCCUAACAGCAACUACCAGCAGUCCAGCAGGUAGUGGCGGAGUGUUUAUUGGAAGUGGCGGUGGUGGACCGGGCAGUGGCAUGCAGUCUCCAGUUAACAGUGGUAGUAUGCUUUGCUUGACAAGUGUUGGUGGAGGAGUUGUUGCGGGUAUGCACCAGCAGCAGCAACAGCAGCAGCUCCAACAACAACAACAACAUCAGCAGCCACCAUCGUCGUCAGUUAUAUGUACGAGUAUAGCGCCCAACUCGUCGUUGGUGGGCAUCAGUAAUGGGUUGCAUCCUGUUGGAGUUCCUUCGGCAGGAGUUGCGGGUUGUUUCGGAGAAGCGAAUCAAUCUGCUCAUAGUAUUCUCAAAACUGUACCCGAAGAACUUCAUCAUCAAAUUAUGACCUCUGAUGAUUUAGCUAAAUCAAAAGAAAGGAGUAUAAAUCAUGCGACACGAUUCUGACGGUAAAUAGAAGUGUUGAAAUUUUUUAAAUAUUUAAUUAUAAAUUAAAAAAUUAUAUAACGAAAAAAAAA